GAUCCCGGACCCAUUGGGCCACCCGGAGUCGACGGCGAUGAUGGCGAGCUUGGACCCCAGGGUCCCAAAGGCCUGCGUGGCGAUAGUGGACUUCCGGGUAACAUCGGUCCAGUCGGACCGCAAGGUGAAAUUGGUCCGCGUGGAAGACCUGGACCGAUCGGUCCCGCUGGACCGCCCGGUGCCCCCGGCAUCAUGGGUCCCACAUUCGUAAGUGAAAUUGAGGCCCGCUUGCCCCUCUUCAGGUAA
This is a messenger RNA of Dibothriocephalus latus, 246 nucleotides long. The record is from the annotation of a GenBank genome assembly. NCBI's taxonomy places the organism in Eukaryota, Metazoa, Platyhelminthes, Cestoda, Diphyllobothriidea, Diphyllobothriidae.